Molecule: messenger RNA, 975 nt
Organism: Kwoniella mangroviensis CBS 8507
Lineage: Eukaryota; Fungi; Basidiomycota; Tremellomycetes; Tremellales; Cryptococcaceae
Exons: 9
Coding region: 1-975 (324 amino acids)
Biological process (GO): mitochondrial phosphate ion transmembrane transport
Cellular component (GO): mitochondrial inner membrane
Molecular function (GO): phosphate transmembrane transporter activity
Source: RefSeq, a predicted model, not a curated record
AUGGCAGCUGAAAAAGCAAAGAACGUAGCUAAAGAUGUGGUCAACCAGCCUCUCACACCUAAUUUUACAGCUAAAGACUACUCGUCUUUCUUCCUGGCAGGAGCAUUAUGCUGUACCUUAUCUCACGGAGCUAUGACUCCAAUCGACGUUGUGAAGACUCGUAUACAAAUUGACCCUGCGAUGAAGGGAAUGUCUCUGCUCUCGGGCGGGAGGAGUAUUGUAGCUAAAGAAGGUGUUGCUGGGCUCUUGACGGGCUUCGGACCAACAGCCGUAGGCUAUCUUCUGCAGGGUGGAGCGAAAUUCUCUUUGUACGAUUACUUUAAAAAAGAGUUAGUCGAAUUUUCGGGCAGUCGGGAAAAUGCUGUCAAGAAUAGAACGGCUAUUUAUCUUGGAGGAGCUGCUAUAGCCGAAUUCUUCGCCGAUAUCCUCUUGACACCUCUUGAAGCUACUAGAAUCCGACUUGUAUCUAAUCCCAAGUACGCCAACGGCCUUGUGUCUGGUUUAACUAAGAUCGCUACAACGGAAGGAGUCUCAAGUCUGUAUGCCGGAUUUCUUCCGAUCUUGCUUAAGCAAGUACCUUAUGCCAUUGGUCAAUUUACUGUAAACGAACGUUGCACCGAAUUCAUUUAUAACCAAAUGACCCCUGAAACUAAGGCGAAUUUAUCUCCAACUUCUCAAUUCGGUAUAACUCUUGGUUCAGGUAUCGUAGCGGGUUUUGCAGCAGCCAUACUGAGUCACCCUGCCGAUACCAUCUUAUCCCAAAUCAACAAGGGCCACGGUCCUAAAGGGUCAAUGGUAUACAGACUAGUUACCUUGGGUAAAGAAGCGGGAGUCACCGGUUUAUUCGCCGGUCUCGGCCCAAGAAUGGUGAUGACCGCUGGAUUGGUGGCUUCACAAUUCCUGCUCUACUCCAACAUAAAGUCGGCGCUGGGUGCUAAACCUGGUAUCGAGAUCCACAAGGAAGAAGCUGCGUGA